CCAAGUUACAGUCGUUGCAGAUUACAAGAAGCAGAUCAAACUGCUUCAGAUUACAGAAAGCAGAUCAAACUGCUUCAGGUUUGUAACUACGUUAACAGGAUGAACGUAACAACGUAUGAAUUCAACAGGAUUGAAGAAUCAAUGGAAGAAGGUCGUGGUGGUAAAAUCACAGUUGAGGUAAAGAUUUACCGAAACUUCACAACUGUACCGAGACUACGAUCAUUCUCUUUCAAAUAUCCUGAAUUUAUACAUGAAGAAGAAUCAGAAGACAAAGAAGAGUUAUAUGGAUGUUUGUUAGGUGAUGGCGUUGAAGUCGAGGAUAUAAAUUCAUUGUUGAUGGAUCUAAUUCUACGUGUUAAUGAGAUUACGUCUUCUCCUACUUACUCAAUGCUGAGUAAUAUCAUUUUCAAUUUAUCACUUCAUUUAUAUGAAGUCAUCGAUAAUAUGGAUGUUACUGAAGAACAGAUUAUUGAGGAAUCGUUUAAUUCAGCCGUUGUCGUCCGUAGACCAGCUUCACAAGAUUUCAUCGACUUGUUACAAAGGAAGACCUUUGACUCUAGUGAAAGUUCUGCAAAUCAGAAAGACAGUAGCUGUCCAAUUUGUCUACAAGAAUAUGAAGAGCAGCAGAGUAUUAUAAUCAUGCCGUGUGGUCAUAUUUUCUGUGAUUGUUGUAUAAUUAGUUGGCUACAAGUGAACGUUGUAUGUCCAUUAUGUCGUUAUAUUGGACCGUAA
Molecule: messenger RNA, 732 nt
Organism: Camelina sativa (false flax)
Lineage: Eukaryota; Viridiplantae; Streptophyta; Magnoliopsida; Brassicales; Brassicaceae
Source: RefSeq, a predicted model, not a curated record